This is a messenger RNA of Fomitiporia mediterranea MF3/22, 1290 nucleotides long. RefSeq names its product alpha/beta-hydrolase. Bases 1 to 1194 code for a protein of 397 amino acids. Lineage: Eukaryota; Fungi; Basidiomycota; Agaricomycetes; Hymenochaetales; Hymenochaetaceae. Gene Ontology annotation, biological process: lipid metabolic process. The transcript is spliced from 2 exons. The record is from RefSeq and is a predicted model, not a curated record.
AUGCGUCUAUCGUCAUGGCGUCCACAAGCCGCCAGUUUACCAUCAUCGUCUCCGAGCCUACAUCCACCGCGCCGAUCGCUUACGGAGAGCCAACGACGUAUGUACAAACUCGAACGCGCAGACAACUUCAGGUGGAUAGCUCGUCUCCUAUCCUCUCCCUCGAAACGCGUGCUCACGUCCGCAGACCUCGUCUCGAACGACGUUCAGCAGGAGAUCGCUAACAUAGGUCAAUAUGCGGAGCUCGUACAUGGUUUGAUUGACCCUGCGUUUGUCUGGCGAAACUUGAAUAGACUUAUACAACCGACGUACCCACUGGAGGAAUAUGACGCGCUUGAAGGUUCGACGCUUAUAUGCGUGUUCCGUGGAGAGGUUGCGAAGCUACAAGGAUACAUUGUUCACCGACCAUCAUCUCGUCAGUUGAUUGUAGCAUUCUCUGGGACUUCUUCUCCCUUGCAGGCACUGCAUGACGUGGAUGCGCGUAUGGUGCCAUAUCCUGGUGGCCACCACAACAGCCCUCAAACGACAAAAGCGGAAUGCAAGGUACAUGCAGGGUUUUGGCGGAUGUUUCAAGGUCUAAAGCAGACGGCGCUCGCACAUUUGACCGACGCCUUGACGUCGUUGGAUGUCAAGGAACUAGUCCUCACCGGACAUAGUCUAGGAGCCGUCCAGACCUAUCUGUUCACUAUGGAACUUCUGAAAAUCUCGUUAAAACCUCCCGAUACCGAAGACGUCCGUCUCCCUCCUGGAUUGAUCUUCAAAUUAGUUACGUUCGGCUCGCCUAGGAUUGGCAAUGAAGCUCUUUCCCUACUAUAUCGCAAGCUUGUUUCUGAGUACCGUUCAAUACAUGGGGAAGAUAGUUUCCAAGAGUAUUCUGUAAAAGGUUAUAACGACGGUGUUCCAUGCCUCCCUCCAAAAGCUAUUGAGUUCAGACAUCUGACACCAUCACCACUAUACCUUUUCCAUGGCAGACUUUUCCGUAUUCCACCCUCAGAAAACGAGCAUACUAUCUUUCCCGUGCAACUUGAAGAUGACGAACUACCCCCAGAGUUUCCUCUUGGCGGUCAUAAUUACUACAAUAACCGAGAUAUGGAAGGAUGCCUCCGGCGUUUGCAAUGCCUUGAUGUCCUUAAACUAGGCGAGACAGGAUGGGAGGAGCGUUAUCUGAGGUCCUGGAAGAAAGGGUCGCAGAGCUGACACCUUGGUUGCACCUGACAGCUUCAUGACCCUGCUGACGAAUAUCACACAUUUAACACCUAUAUCCAAUGUAUGUAAUCCGAUUGCAAUAAUGCC